Molecule: messenger RNA, 9084 nt
Organism: Plasmodium relictum
Lineage: Eukaryota; Apicomplexa; Aconoidasida; Haemosporida; Plasmodiidae
Product: conserved Plasmodium protein, unknown function
Exons: 1
Coding region: 1-9084 (3027 amino acids)
Source: RefSeq, a predicted model, not a curated record
AUGAAUGCAGGGUUAAAUUUUUUCGAAAAAGUCAAGAAAAAUGAAAUAAAGGAAAUAGAAAAAAAGUUAAUACAUAUUCACAAAACCGUAGUAUUGAAUUUUAUUAACACUUGUAUUUUGAAUAAAGAAAAAAUAAUAGCUUACUGGAAAAAAUGUCACAUAAAUGAAACAGAUGUAAAAGUUAAUAUAAUUUUGUUUUUUGAAAAUUAUAAGAAUUUUAUUAUAUCCAAUGAAACAAAUCUAUUAAUUGGUGAAUACUUUAUAUAUUUGAGUAUUUAUUUAAAAAAUAUAAAAAUUAAAAAAAAUCCAUUUAGAGUAAUAAAAUUAUAUAUUUUUGAUAAUAAUAAAUGGAAAGAUAAAUUAAUUCUUCAUUUUUUAAAAAAUAUCUUUUUAAAUGAUGAAAAUUACAUGAAUUAUAAAACACUGAUAAUAGAAAAUUUAAUAAAUAAUUAUGACAUAUUUCAUGUUUACAUAAAAUACUUUUAUAUCAGUAUUUUAAGAUAUAUUAACAAAAAUUUAAAAAUUUAUUUUUUAAAAAAAAAUCAAAAUUAUUUAAACAUUUUUGCAAAUUUUAUAAUUACUUUUAAUAAUGAUGCAACAAUAGAAUUAAAAACUGAUAUGCUUAAAAUUUUUUUUUUUAUUUCGAAAAAUUUAAAAAAAAUUUUAUUACUAUUUCCUUUUGAUAAAGACAUAUGUACACACGUAUGCUUAAUACAUCAACAAAUAAAAAAUAUUAUAAUUACAUAUGAAACUAAGAUAAAUAAUUUUUUAGAUAAUAAAGAAAAUUUUUAUUAUGUAGUUAAGGAAAAUUUUACUGAAAAGGAAUAUUUUGGAAAAAAUAAUAGUCCAAUAAAAAGUGAAAUAUAUGAGAAUUAUUUAAUUCAAAAUAUAUCCGAAAAUAACGAGAUAAAUUAUGAGAAAAUUAACGAAAUAAAAAAUUAUAAUAUAAAAAUUAAUGAUAUUGGCAUAAAUAAUGAAAUUAAAAAUGAGAAUAUAAAAGAGCAAAGUGUACUAAACGAAAAUGAGAAAAAUGAAAUUGAAGAGGAGGAUAUAUACGAAAAUAACUACUAUCAAAAUUUUGGAAGAUUCAACAAAUAUUUACUAUUCAUCGAGAAAAUAAAAAAAACAAUAGAGAAUUGUGAUGAUAUUAUUAAAAAAAAAAAAGAAGAAAACCCUUUUUUAAUAUUAUGCAAGUAUAGAAGUACUCUUGUUAUAAAAUAUAAAAAUAUAACAAAUGCUAGCAUUGAUGAGAGCCUUGAUUAUUUUAUGCUAUUUUUUAAAAUAAAAAACUUAUUAUGUUGUAGUAGUAAAAAUCCAGUUUUUAUAUUUCUUUGUAUAGAAAGCAUAAAUUACUGGUUACAAAAAAAUGAAAAAAUUCAUUGGGCAUUUGAAAAUUUAAACGGAGACUUUUUAGGUAACGAAGAAAUUGUAAGAAGUAAUUCAUUUUUUAAAUCAAAUAAUUCUGUAGAAAAUUUUUUUGAAAAUAAUUUUUUGAAUGCAAAAAGUUCUUUAAAUAAAGAGAAAUACAAUGAUUAUGAAUGUAAAGAUGCAGUAGAUGAAAACCCUUCAACAAGUAUAUUUUGUAAUAGUCAUGAUAUUGAAAAUAAUAUUUAUGAAGAAGGUAACAGUCAAAAUUUUAAUCAAAAUAAUAUAAAAAAUAAUGAAUUAUAUAAUAAUGAUGUUGAAAAUAAUCAUUUAAAUGGUGUAUGCAUUAAAUACUUAAAGGAACAAAAAGAUAAAUAUAACAUGAUAAUAAAUACAAGUAAAAAUGUUCUUUUUAAAAAAAAAUUGAAGAACAAACAAAAUUUUCAUUUGUUAAAAAUACAUGAAAUAAUGAGUACUGAGGUCGAUGUGAACAUUAAAAAUUUAAAAACAUGUUUUAAAAGUUGUAAUUAUGAAGAGAAAAUAGAAUAUUUAAAAGCAUUGUAUAUAAUUAUAAUCAGAAGUAUAUUACUAAUAUUAAAAAAGUAUUCUUGGUAUAAUAUAAAAUUAAUAUGGAAUAGUUGCAUAUGUAUUUAUGAACUUUUAUUAACUACCAAAAAAAAUAAAUUCAUAAAGGAUGAGAUUUAUGAUAAUUUAACAUAUAUUAUUUUUAAUCAUGAAAAAAAAAAGAAAUACUUAUGUUUGUCACUAUUAUUAAAAUAUUUUAAGAAAUCUAUGUGUGAAAAAAAUAUUUUAGAAUAUUUAUUUUACUGCUUUUUUAUAGAUAAUGAUUUUUUUAUGUCAAGUUUAUAUGAAUUAAUAAAACAAUGUAUAAAACAUAUUUUUAUUAAUUCAGAAGAUAAAUAUUUAUUAUACUAUAUAUUUAUAAAAAAUAUCUUGCUAACUAAACAUUUUUGUUUGAAAAUAUUUUAUAUAAAGAAAUUUAUUGAAUUAUUUUAUGAAAAUGAUAAUAAUUAUGUUUCUUUUAUUUUAAAUAAGGAAUAUUUUUAUUUAAAAAAAUAUUUCAAUGAGUAUCAAAUGGAUAAAAUAAAAGAAAGUGAACUAAAUUAUACAAGGAAAAGUUAUCAUCUAAAUAGUGUAAUAUCUGCUAAUAAUAUUAAUAAUUCUAAUGAAAUGAUAAAUGAAGAUUAUUUUCAAACUUUAAAAAGAAAGUUGUUAGAGGGAGUUUGUCUAUCAGAAAUUGUGUAUAAUAAUACUAUACGUAAAAAGGAAGAAAAUAUCUUUUUAAAUUAUAGAAUUAUAAAUAUUAGAAAAAAUGACAAUAUAUUCAUUAAAAGAAAUAAUGAAUUAAAAAAAUAUUUUUUAUAUAAUUUUCACUCUUUGGAAAACAUAUUUUUUUUAGAAUUGUACACUUUAUGUACAUUAAGAAAAUAUGAGCAUAUUGAAAUUAUAAAUUAUAAGAAUGAUUAUUUUUAUCAAUUAAAUAAUGAUUUUUUAUUAAAUGUUAAGACAUUAAAAAAUUUUCUUUAUUUUUCAAAUGAAGAAGUUACUUUAUCAAUUUUGUCUUUUAUAUGUGAAAAUAAAUAUUUAAAUAUAUGUGAUCUAUUUUUGUUUUUAACUUUUUUAAAUGUAUCAAUAAGCAACAUUUCAAGAGUGAGUAGGGAUUCAUAUAAAAAAUACAUUUCCCUUUUUUUUGAAAAAUUCUUCAUAUAUUAUCAAAGAAUGAUUGAAUUAGAAAAAAAAAAAAAAGUAGUUCAAACAAAAAAGAAAGAACAGGAAAUAAUAAAAAAAAAUCAAAGUAUUCAAAACAACGAAAAAAACGAUGAAAAUGAAGAAAUACAUAAAGAAUGCAACAACUAUUCUACUAAAAUUAUUCAAGAUGAUUUAAUGAAUGUUAAAAAAGCUAUUUCUUUUUUAUAUUAUCCAAAUUUAUUAAGUAGAGAUAGUGAUCAAAAAAAUGUUUAUUCAUCAUGUAUAUUUUAUUUAUCAAAUGAUCAAUAUUUAAAUGAAAGAAAAAGCAUUUUUUUAUAUAAUUAUUACCUAAUAAAUAUAAUAUUUAUUUUGUUUAAAAAUAUAAAUAAAGAUAUGAGUAUAGAAUCUUCUGUAUAUUGUUCUGAUAUACUAAAAACGAUAUUUGAAUACUGUGUAAAUUUUGAAAAUAUAAAUUUUUUAUUUUUUAUUUUUAACAUAAAAACAACAUGGAAAGAAUUACAUAUACUCUCAAAACAAAUUUUUUUUAAAACUGUAAGCAUAGUCUUAUUAAAAAAACAUAAUUUUUCAUGUUUAAAUAAUUCCUUUGUGUCAUUAAUGAAAUCUCAUAAACAAGUGGAUCAUUCUUUUUCUGCAUUUUUAUUAAAGUUAUGCCUUAUUUCGUUAAACUACAAUAAUAACAUUAAAAGAAAAGAUAUUGUAUUAGAUUAUAAGAUAAAAAGAAACAUGAUAUCUUUGAAACCAAAUAAUUUUAAAUUAAAUAUGACUGAAAUAAAUUCCUCGGAUUUUUUUAAUUGCUUCAUUAAUUUUAAUGAUAUUGCAAAUAUAAAAGAAAAGAAUAAAUUCUUAAUAAAUUAUAUAGACUAUUUAUUUAAUGAUAAUUAUAAAUAUGGUAUUUCUAGAAAUAUCCCUUUGUAUAUAUUAGAAAAUUUUAUUAAUAAAAUUAAAAAGGAAAAUAUAAUGAAAUUAACAAAACAUAAGGAUUUGGAAAAUAGUAUUAUGUAUAAACUAGCUUAUUAUAUAAACGAAUUUAUAUUAUAUUUAAAAGAUAAUAUUAAUUGCAACAAUGAAAUGGGAAUUUCAGAUAUUAAUAAGUUUCUAGAAAUUAGUUUAUGCAAAUUUACAACAUACUUAAAUUCUGAUAAUUUUAAGUUAUUUUCAUCUUUUAAUAAUGAUUUUUCUUGUAACUAUCUUAUAUUAUUAAAAAUAUACAUGUGUAAUAUUCUUUAUUAUUUUUUUAAUUAUCUAAAUUUUUUAUUUUUAAGUAAUUCUAAUAGUUUUUUUUUUGAUUGCAGAGGUCAUAUAAUUUUUGAAAACGAAAAUGAAAAGGAAAUAUCAUCAAUAAUAAUAUGGUUAUCCAUUAAAUAUAUAAGCAUAUUAAUUACAUCAAUUAUCGAUUUUUCUUUUAAGUUUAAUAUUAUUUAUUCUAAAAAUAAUACUGAAUUAUUUAAUAAUAGUAAAGAAAUAAAAAAUAAUAAUUUAAAUAAAAAUAUAGAGGAAAAGAACAAGAAUAAAAAUAAAAAUAAGGAAAAAAUAAAUUUAAUAAAUGGGGAAAAAAAUACAGAAAAUGUAAAUGAUAUUAAUGAAAAAAAAAAUUUGUCAUUAUACUUUUUUGGUAUUACGGAAAUUCAUUUUAUAAUUCAGAAUCUUUUAUGUUUAUUAUUAUACUCUAAACAUGUUGCUUGUCAACAAUAUUUAUCUGAUUGUUUACUAAAUAUUUGUAAAAUUAUAGUUAUAAAAGCUAAUGAAGAAAUGCAAACAAUUCCAUUAUUCUAUAUAUAUUUCAUUUUACUUAUUUUUAAAGAUAACAAUAACAUUAAAAAUAUGAAUGAAGAAAAUAUAGAAAAAAAAAGAACAUCGAAUGAAGAGAAACAAUAUUAUUAUCAGCAUAAUAUUAUAAACAAUAGAAUAGAAGAUAAUAUUAAAAAUAAUAAUGAUAAUAAAAAUUUUGAAUUACUAAAUAAAAUUAUCAGUAAUCUAAAUAAAAUCCUAAUUUCUAAAGAUAAUAAAAAUGUGAAUGACAUUUUAUCAGUAAAUUGUAUAAAUGUUAAUUUUAGUAUGGAAAAGUCUCAAAAUAUAAAUGUAGAUUAUAAAAAUGAAAAAGAAGAAAAUAAAAAUGUAGGUAAUGAAAAAAGUUAUAUGUAUGAUUUUCAAGAUGUUAAACUUGAAAUAAAUAGAAAAUUGAUGAUACUCAUAUUAGAUAAAAAAAAAAUUAAUAUGAAUUUUUUACGAAAAUCUAAUAAUAUGUGUUUAGCUUUAAAUUCAUUGGCUAAAUCAUAUAGAGUAAAAGAGCAAUACAUUAUUUAUAAUUUCAUUAUAAAAAUAAUUAUAAAUUACUUAUAUAAUGGAAAUAAUAAAUAUAAAAAAGUUAUUUGUUUAAAUAUUAUAAAACAUAUAUAUACAACUAUAGAUAAUAAAACUUUAUAUGAGUAUAUUAAUGAUAUUUAUAAAAUAUCGUUAAUUUACUAUAAAAGUAAAUUUUUUUCCUUAAAAAGUUCAAGUACAUCUUUAUAUAACAUUUUAACAAAAAGAUUAUUAUCUAAAUUAAAUUUUUCAUAUCACGUAUCAUCAAAGAUAUUUUAUUUUUGUACAGGGAGCAAAAAUAGAAUAUUUAAAAAUAUAAAUUUAACAUUUUUUGAUUUAUUCAAUUCAAUCAAUUUACUAAAAAUAUUUUUAAAUGUUUUUAUGAAGAAAUCUAAAUUGUUAAAUAAUAAAUUUUGUGAUAAAUAUAAAUAUAAAUCUUUCUUUGAUUAUUCUAAUUUUUUUGCUGAAUUUAUUCCUAUAUUAAUAUUUUUAUCAAAUAUAAUAAUUUUUAAUAAUGAAGAUUAUUUUUUAUUAUUCAACAAUAAGGGAGAUUUAUCAACUACUUUUAAAAUCCAUGAAAUUAUACAAAAAAAAAAAGAAGUUAAUAUGAUUAGUAGUAAUAAAAAAACAUCAAAAAAUAACAUUCUUAUAAAAAAUGAUAUUAAUAAUAGUUGCAGUGAUGACUAUGAUAAUUAUAAUAACGAAGUAUAUAGUAAUAAUUUGAAUGAUAAUGUAAAUAGUAUAAAUAUUUAUUUUCUUUUUUUAAAAUAUUUUAAAAAAUUAUUUACUUACGGUAACUACUUUGUACAAAUUCUAAUAUGCAGAAUAGUAGUUAAUGUUUACUUACAUAUUUAUCUAAAAUUAAAGAAAGAAAAUUUGAUUUUCACUUUUUUAAAUAAAAUAAUAAUAAAUGUAAUUAAAAAAAAAAAAAAAAAUUGCUAUUUACUUUUAUUUAUUGAAUUUAUAAGAAGAAAAGAGUUCAAAACCCUAAUUGACAAAAACAAAAGAAAAUUUAGGAAAAUAUUUUUUCAGUUUCUAAUUAUAUUUAUAAAAAGUAAAAUUUAUUCAGAAAUUCUUUUAAUUUUACAAAUUUUAAAUAUAUUGUAUAGUGAAAUACAUAUUUCUAUAAACAAAAAUGUGAUAACUAUAUUAUAUAAUAAACUGAAUUUGUAUAACGACAUGUUUUUAUCCGUUUUAAUCAAUGAAUUGUUAAUGAAAAUAACUAAAACUAUUAACAACUUUGUUUCCCUUUUAGAGUUACAUUUAUUGAAUAAAAAUGAAAAUUGUAUAGAAUCUUUCUUAUAUAAAUGGAAACUAUUUAUAAAAAAAAGAGAGAAAAAAGAAUUUAAAAUAAAAGAAAAUGAAAUAAAUAAAUUAUCAAACUAUAAUUCAUGUAUGUAUUUUCUUGAAUAUAAUAAAAAAAAAUGUUAUUCCCAAAAAAAAAAUGUAUGUAAUAUUACAAAUGAAUCUUCAUUUAAUAUCUUAAGUGGAAUGGAAGAAAAAGUAGAUGAAAAAGUAUAUAUAUAUAUAUAUUUAUUACUAUUUGAAAUUAUUAAUAUGUAUAAUGAUAAUAUAAAAAUAAAAAAAUAUUGUUUUAGUAUUUUAUUAGAGAUAGUAAAGUUUAUAUCUAUUGAAAAUUUAGCUCUAUUUGAAAAGAUGAAGCAAUAUUAUUUAAAAAAUAAUAAUAAUAAUUAUUUAGAUAAGUAUAUUAUAUUAUAUAGCUACAAUGUUUGUGUAAAGUCUUUUAUUAAUUGUAAAAUAGAUGAUAAUCAAAAAAUAGCAAAUGGCCUCUCAAAAAAUAAUUUCUUUAAAAGUAUAUUUGAGUAUAUAGAUAAAGAAAAGCAAAAAAUAGUAUCAUCCCUUAAUUUCCAUUAUCACGAACAUAUUUUUAAUUAUGUUUAUUUUUAUUUUCUUAUUUUUAUGAAUUUUCUUUCAUUACUAUAUAAUAAAAAUUCAACUUCAUAUACUAAAUAUUUUGUAAAGGCUUUUAUCAAUUAUGAUAUAGUCGAAUAUAAUUAUUUACAUAUAGAAAAGGAAGAAGCAAAAAUAAAAAAAAUGAGUAACUAUGUACACAGAAAUAUUAAAAAAAAUGAAAAUGUUUUAAAUAAUGAAAUAUUUUCAUCAGAAUGUUUUUUCAAAGAUAAUUCUCUUUCUAAUAUGAAAGAAAAAGGAAAUAAAAAAAAAAAUUUUAAUAUUAAUUACUUUGUAAAAAAUAAUUGUAUUUUAAAAAAUUAUAAUAAAACACUUAACAAUAAUUAUUUUAAUUGUUUAGAAGGAAAAAGCAAAAUUGAUUUUAAUAAUAAUAAAUAUACUGAAAAUAUAGGAGAUGAAAAUACAAAAUACCUAAAGUGGUAUAAAAAUGAUUUAAACAGAAGUAUAAGGGAGAUGGUAUAUAAAAAAAUAAAUAAUCAAAAUAUUACAUCUGAUGUAAUUUAUAUAAAAAAUCCACUAAAACAUUUAAGAACAUAUAAUUUAUUUACAAGUUUUUUUAUAUUAUUAUAUAGUUGCUUAAUAUUUAUGCUAAAUGAUGAAAAUGAGUUAAUAAGAUAUAACACUAAAAUUUUAAUUUUAUAUUUUAUGAAUAAAAAUGUUCUAAAUAUACCCCAAAACAUAAACAAUAACACAUGUACAGAUUUUUUUAUUUAUUAUAUUAUAAAAUUUUUUAAUAAAAUAUCAUUAAAUAUUCUAGCAUUUUGCAUUUAUCAAACUAAAAGUUGUAUCAAAAGUAAGUUUUAUUAUAAUCCUGUUAAAUUAUUUGAUCAAGAAAAAUAUAAUUUAUAUAUCAACAAUAUAUCACUAAAUCAUUUGUUUUCAUUUUAUUAUUUAUAUAACAUCAUAAUUAAUCUUCAAAGUGUACACAGUUUAAAAAACAAAAAUACAAUAUUAAAUGAACAAAUGAAAUAUAAGGAUAUAGAUGAUACCUAUAAUAAUAAUAUUAAUAAUUGUAGUGAUAUGUGCUUUAAAGAACACUCUAAAAAUGGAUUUAGAGAAAUAAAGAAUUGCAUGAGAAAUGAGUCAAAUAAAAAAGAGUUUAUUGAUUUUUAUAAAUAUUUAGAUAUAUUAGGUGAUCAAAAAAAAGAGUAUUUUGCAAAUAAUAUAAAAAUAAAGCAUAUUAAUAUAAAUAUAACAAAUGAUGAAAUAAAUUUGAACAGUUAUAAUUUAUAUGUAUUAAAAUAUUGCAGAAUAUGGAAAUACUUAGUAAGUAAUAUAAAAAAUAAAAUUUUAAGUUGUGAAGAUGAUGAUUCUUUAAAUAACAAUAAGGAAAUCAUAAUAAUGUUUUAUUCAACAUUAAAAAUGAAUUACAUUUCCAGCAUUAAGAAAAGCCUAAAAGAUUACUUGAAUCUUUUAAUGUCUAAUAAAAUAGUUGACUUUUUUGACUCCAAUUUUGUUAUAUGUUUAAGUAAUUUAUUUAAUAAAAUAAUUAUUCUUUUAAUUAAUUUGUAUAUUAUUUUUCAUAAAAAAAUAGUUUUAUAUCACAACAGUUAUUUUUAUGAAGAAAUAAAUAUUAUAAAAAGUAAUAUGACAUGUAUUUAUAACUAUUUUAAAUUAACAAAAAAUGAAAUCAAUCCAUUUAUAUUAAAAGGUAUGGAGAUUUUAUUAUAUAUAAUGAAUAAUACAUUUCUUAAAAACAAGAAUUUUUUUUCGGAUAUAUUUUUAUUAUUUUAUUCUCUGAAAUAUUCUUUAUAA